AGCGGGUAAUGCUAAUGCUGCUCCAGCAGUGGUAGCCGGGGUUAUCAGCGGGCAAUAGGCCGAUAAUACUCACCUCUGAACGGGGAAAUAACAGUUAGUAUACUGAAACGUGAAAUGUCUUUAAUGCUCCUUAACACCUGACUGGUAAAAUUCAUGAAUACAGCGCACUGGAUUAAAAGGUGUACUGAUGAUUUCUGGGAAAAUUAAAGGAUUUUAGGUGCGCUUUAUAAUAUUAAAAAUACGGUACUCUAGAAUUGUCCUGUAACGCCAAUAAAUCCAGCAGUGCAGAAAACACUUCUGGCCUCAGUGUGAUUUUUAAAUUCUAGCUUUAAACAGAGAGUUAGAACAAACUCUUCAGCCAUAGGAAUUCAGAGAGCUGUUUACUUAUAUACAAUUUUAAAAAGUGUCUCUAUUAUUCAGCGAAGAAUUUUAACUAGAUAUUGGAGCCCCCCGGCACUGCAUUCAAAGACAAGAACACUAAUAGAAUAGGUUUACUGUGAACUGUAUGCUGUAGCCAUGGAAACAGACCAGCUGGCUAUUUUUCUGCUGAACAUGUAAUCACUGAGCUUUAGCAAGGUUGCUUACCGUAGCUGGGUAAUUUAAAACCACAACUAGCAUAGGGCAUUUUGGACACUGAAAUGUGUAUAUAGUCACUGAUCAGCUACAAAACCACACUCGUUGUCAUUUGUGUCAAUCUGGCAACCUGCGUGAGCUUUGGGUAUUACUACAUUUUUUAUUUAUUUAGCAAAAAAAGUACCAAUACUGAUAUUUAAAAAUGCUUAAUGUAUUUGUCUGGAGCAGUAAUAGCCUGUAUUCAAAUGUUAUACUAUGAAAUAUGAGAUUCUAUGAAAAUGUAAUGGGAGAACAGGGCUCUUUCCUAAUGUCAAGUAAAAGACCUCAUUUCCAAGAGCACAGCCACGCACAUGUAAAUAUAUGCCUCAUAAAGUCAGCCUUCUGUCAUAGCUGUAAUUAAUUCCAGGGUAGCUUGUGGACAUUUACGGGAUUGCAUUGCAUUUUAGGACUGUCUUCCAAAUGAGAUUACUCUCGUAUUCAUAAUAUACAGCCAGCAAGCACUUAUUUGAAUGUAAAAUUAUCCUGAAAAAUGGAACUUCUCCAUUAGACGACUUCAUCACCAUAUGUCUGUGAACACAAAUUUGCAUAGCCAAGCAUUAAUCUAACUACUAUUAAUCUAAUGAUGGAUCAUUAGGAUGAGGAAAGCAUCAAUGCCUCAUGCAAUCCCCUUUCAUCAAAGUUUCUACUUCUGCCUUCUUGUGAUUUACAGUUGUGGUCUGAAUUGACAUAUUCUCAUAAUGGACACAAACAUCUUAAUAAUGUUGGCCUUUGAAUGAUUAUCAGCAUAGGGUAAACAGAAUUCAGCCAGUCUUAUACACACAGAUGCUUUUGAUACACACUGUAAAAGAACACUGACAUGUACAGUAUCUUUCUGAUAGCAUAGUAGAAAUUAGCUAGUAAAUACCUGUAGUACAUUUUAAAGUGUGCGUUCAGUAUAUUUAAUCACAAUCAUCUGUCGUUGACAGGUGACUUCACAGUGUUUAGAACCAUGCUGAGGGUUUUCUAUGGACGGGCUGUUGUGUGCUUAUUUCGUCUUCUAAAGUAGCUAAAUGCUAAUGCUAACAUUACAAUCAUCCACUGUUUUGGAUUAGCCAGGCUAGCACACAAUAAAAUCUGUUUCAUUCUAGGAUUGAUAUUUAGGGCUUUAUUGUUUUUUUUUUUUUUUAAAUGUGUAAAAUGUGUAAUACAUCUGUAAACUCUAAGUAUGUAAUGCUGUGCUAAGUAACAUUUUCUAGACUGAACCCCUAAAAACUCUCACAUAAAAUUAUCACACCAAACGGUUAUGAGUACACUGCCUGGUGUCUGAGAUAUCAGUUUACCAGAGUUUUGAUUGAUUUUGGGUCUUAAACCUGUUCUUAAAAUAAGAAACAAAUUGUGAACAAAUACACGCAGAGAUUUUAUCCAGGAUGUAAUAAAGUAAUAGUCAAGUAAAAGAUUAUAGAUCGACUAAUCUGCACACUGUGAGUGUCUGCAUACCAAUGUACCAAUGUACACAGACACACCACCCUCGCCUAUAGUCUAUAGCACAGCUGAACCUGUGAGGGCGCUGCAGAGGCAGAUUUUAUUACCACAAUAAAAGCGUUUUUUAAAGGUUAGGAAAAGAUUUAUAAAACGUUUAAGCAAGUCUGAAAUAUUUCAUUACUUCAGAGGAAUUUAUUUUAGCCAUGAAUAAAAACAUGUUACAUGCGGAACACAGGUUAUACAGUAAGAAUUUGGUCUUUAUACAGUAGUAGUGCUGUAAAAAUAACAGGAAUGUUGUUGUAAAAUGCUAGCUGUAUUCUGUUAGCUAGCUAGUCUUUAUCAGUGUCGUUAACAAGAUAUUUAAUCCAAAAAAGAGUCACUGGAAUCCUCGCUCAGCUUGUCCAGAGGUACUAUUUCCUCAAUUUACUUGUGUUUCUACAGUUGUAUUGCUUUAAAUUCUUUAAAGAUGAUAAAGGGUGUUAAUUUCUACUACUACUACUAACUUACUACUUACUGUACUGCUCACACCAACACUACCUUAAACCUGACACUCUGGUAUUAAAACUGUAUAUUAUGAACAGUCAAAUAAUAAAAUAUGCUCAUUUUUAAUAAUUCUAUAAUACCUUUUUUUUUAAAAAACAACUCUGACUUCCUGAACCUACAAAAGAACAUCCUAAAAAAAAACGAGUGACAAGGUUAGCCAAAUGGAGCUAAAUCGCUAAACUAAACUAACUAGCUAGUGCAUCAACAGACACUUGCAGUUAGCUAAUUAGCUAGCGAUACCACAGCACACACAUAAACGUUUCUCCAGCAAUGUUUCUUCCACACCUGCUCCUGCUACUCCUAACUGAUAGUGGUAUCAACCUAAUGUUGUCAGCUAAUAGAGUAUCUCAAAAUCCCCCCCCCCCCCCCCCCCCCCAAAAAAAAAAGUUAGAAUAUGCUUACUGGUAAAGGAAGGUGUUCUCCUCAAAUGUUUCUCUCUCCCAGUGCAGCGUAGCUAGCGUUGGUUAGUUAGCUAGGUAGCUUCAAAAAAAUUAAGGCAGGGAACAAAAAAAACUCUAUGUUGAAGUUCAUUUACAGAUUUUUUUUGUCAAUGUAGUUCAAGAGCUCACAAGGGAGGUUACAGUUUGGAGCUUAGCAGUCAUUCUUUCUCCUUUGUUAGGGUGAUUUAGGGAGGAUACUGUGGUUGUUGUGGUUCCACUAGUUGAGUGUUGUUCAUAUUGUUCAUAUUCCUGGUGUUUGUGCGGAGGGUGUUUAGGAGUCUCGGUUAGUGGGGCUACCACCAUUUUAAGAGAGAUUUCCCACUCUGGUAGUCAUUACAUGCUCUCGCCCUCUUCUAAACUGUUUUAAAGCUGCUAAAUUGGACUAUGGCUUAUCCUCGUUAGUCUGGACUCAGUGUUGCUGUUUCUACAAUAUAAUGUUGACAGUGCUGAUUUUUUUUUUAUGAAAUUUGGAUUUUGUAAAUUGUUCCACUUCAGAAAAAAAUAUGUCACUGAAAGCCCAACAUUGCCAUGCCCUCCAUGUGGCCAUGAUGAGUGUAUGUAAACGUCCAACCACAACUGUAUCUACCUGCACGAAAGGGGUGGGUUGUAGUCUGGCUAUGAAACUGACUGAAUUAAGCUGUUGGACAUUUUUGUCAUUCAGUGUCUGUGCCCGGUUCAGACAUUUGUGAAAUUAAAAAGGACUACACUGGCCCGGGAAUUAAAAAUGGAUGCUGAUUCAGCCAACCUAACCCUGCCCCAAAAACAAAACUGGACUACAGUUUCUGUUUUCUGCUGGAACACAAAAAUCCACUUAAUCCUGGAUACUAUUUUUAUUUUCUACAGUUUACCUGCCAACAUGGCUGUGGUUAUCGAGCUUCUGAAGAGAACAUGUAGAAACAGAAAUAAGCAGAGGUCUUCUUCAUCUUCUUCACUGUCUGAAGUCUUCCUCCUCCAUAUCAGCUCAGCCAACAUCUCCCACUGUGUCUAUCUCCUGGUGGUUCUUCUUGAGAAACUAAAACUCUUGCAGGUUAAUCUCCUCUAUAUGUACAUUUUCUACAGUCCAGGCUUUACCUCAGUGCCCUUGUUCUUAAUGGCUAUCUGUGUGGAAUGUUACCUGGCUGUCGUUUACCCGGUGUUGUACAUAGCCGCCAAGAAGUUACGUCAUCGGGGGUUGCUGUACACAAUACUAGUUUGGGUGUAUGCCUUCAUCAUGUGGCUGAUCACUAUCAUUUACAAUCUCCCCCUUUUUCACCCCAUUAACAUGCUGGCAUUCUAUGCCAUCCUUCCUGCUGUGGUGUUCUUCAACAUCGCUACACUGACGGUCUUGUACACUUCUGGCCCUGGAAACACCAAACAAACACUCAACACCACUAAAAGAAAGGCUUUCUCCACCCUUCUGAGCAUGCUGGUGGUGAUGGUGGUGUAUUACAUGCCAAUAGUUUUAUAUUACACUUACAGGUUCAUAGUACCAGCAAACCCAGAGACGCUUUCCUGUACUGAGUCACCUUGGGUGAUGUUGCUGCCAAAAAUAAGCAAGUUUGCAGCACCUUUGCUCUGUCUGUACAGCAUAGGUAAACCAAAUAACUGGGGUUGUUCAGUCAAAACUUGAAUCCUGGUCAAUAUGGUCCUGUAUUUGUAUGUUAGCUUGCACUAGUUGACUAUGGUUGUUAUGAUCAUGUAACUGGAUUCCAUUACUAGUAGUAGUAAUAGUAGUUUAAAACAACACUUUGUCACCUUGAUGAUAUUGAAUAAGAGACCACAGUUUCUGAAUCAGUUUCUCUGAUUUUGCUAUUUAUAGGUAUAUGUUUGAGUAAAAUGAACAUUGUUGUUUUAUUCUAUAAACUACUAACACAACAUUUCUCCUAAAUUCCAAAUUGUCAUUUAGAGCAUUUAUUUGCAGAAAAUGAGAAAUGGCUGAAAUAACAAUAAAGACCUUAAAUAAUGCAAAGAAAACAAGUUCAUAUUAAUAAAGAAUUAAGAGUUCACAAAUCAAUAUUUGGUGGUUUUUACACACAGUUUUCAUGCAUCUUGGCAUGUUCUCCUCCACCAGUCUUACACACUGCUUUUGGAUAACUUUAUGCCACUUCUGGUGCAAAAGUGCAAGCAGUUCUGCUUGGUUUGAUGACUUGUGAUCAUCCAUCUUCCUCUUGAUUAUAUUUCAGAGGUUUCCAAUUUGGUAAAAUCAAAGAACAUAACACGUUUAAGCAGUCUCUUUUUUUUCCAGAGCUGUGGUCUCUUGGAGCUGAGCCAAGAGACUAGGUGGUGACUAGGAUUCUGUAAUGCCACAACUGGACUGCAUUGGAUUGAAGUACCAUUUCUGACACCCUUCACUUGAAAACUCACCUCAAUAUGAGAAAAUAUAGUCUGCGGCUAGGCUCAAUCCCUAUCUUGGAAACUAAACCUUUAGGAUUUGUAAUACGUAAACACUUAAUGUCAGUACCAUUGUGGAGUGCCAAUGUGCUCUUUUGUAAACUUCAGGCAUGCAGCAACUUUGAUCUUUGAUCCUAUGAAAGCUUUUUUGGACGCAUUGGCUUUCUACUUAUCUUCUACAAGGAAUGCUUUGUUGCUCUCAGGAUUUGACAAGCGCAUUAAUGAGUUUAGGAAGUUGGAUAAUCACUAACCCCCCAACUCAUCCCAAACCAUUAGAUGGAGCACCAACCAUUAUCCCAGAGAACUGUAGUUACUGUAGUACCUUCCACUGCUCCACGGCUCAACACUGGGGGGCUUUAUAUCCUUUGGCAUGGUGCUAAUAGGUACCCUCAAAAGGUACAGAUUUUUUUUUUUUAGUAGAGGUGGCAACAAAUAUUUAGACUUAUAGCGUAUUGUAUAUAAUUUGCUGAUGCUAUUUGUGCACAUUUACAAUUGGGAGGUUGCGUUUGAUGCAUUUUGUUGUCGCGGGCUGCGUUAUCAUCUUAUGUCCUUUAUGUAACAACCUUUUCAUGUGAACCUUGUCAUAAAUAUAGAAAAUAUGAAAAUUCUUGAUCAGUGUUUGAAUGAUAAGGCCAUUAUAGGUCUAUGUACAUGUCAUUUGUAUACUCCAGAUGUAAAUAAUAGAAGAUGGGUCUCGACAAUACGAUGGUUAUGUCCUAUACUCUCACGAAAUUGUUUCUUGACUUCGCUUUUCUGCUAAUGGUGCCUGGUCUACCUAAUGGACUAAAAGGGGUGUGGCUUGAAAUUAAGUACAGAAGAACAGAGUUUAAAAGACAGUGGACUGCUGGACCCUCGCUAUCCCAGGGAUAAAUCAUGGAUGCUGAGCAAGACAAUCUGAACAAUCUGACCCAAGUUCUUAACCUGACUAACCUAUCAGCUUUUCUUUUGUGCAACACUCCUCACAUUGUAGCUUGGAUAACACUGGAGAUUAUUUUUCUACUCUUUAGUUUUCCUGCCAACAUGAUCGUCCUGCUGGAGCUUCUGAAGAGAAAAUAUAAAAAAAGAAACAUCAGGAAUGUCUCCUUUCCCACUUCACUGUUUGAAACCUUCUUCCUGCAAAUCAGCCUCAUCAACAUCUGCUACUGUGUCCACAUUGUAGUGCUUGUACUGUAUGAAUUGAGUGUUUUGAAGGUCAAUCUCUUAUACUUCAAUGUUCUGUACAGUCCAUGCUAUACGGCUGUUCCCUUGUUCUUAGUGGCCAUCUGUGUGGAUUGUUACUUAGCCGUGGUUUACCCGUUGGUGUACAUGGCAGUCAGAAACCUGCCGCAUCGUGGGCCAAUGUGUACAGCGCUAGUUUGGGCGUAUGCCUUAACCCUAUCGGUGACGACCAUCAUUUACAAAAUCUCAUAUUUCCACCCAAUCAACAUGCUGUCAGUAUAUCUCGGUCUUCCUGCUGUGGCGUUCUGCAACAUCUCUACGCUGAAGGUCUUGUACUCCGCCGGACCAGAAAAGACCAACCCAAUUCUAAACCCCGCCAAGAGAAGGGCGUUCUCCAUCCUUCUGAGCAUCCUGGUGGUGAUGGUGGUGUAUUACCUGCCCAUGGUUUUAUUCUACACGUAUAGGUUCAUAGUACCAGUAGACAGAGAGUGGAUGGUGUGUUUUGAGAUCCCCAUGGUGAUGCUGCUGAACACAGUGUGUGGGUUUUCCACACCUUUGGUAAGCCUUCAUAGUGUAGGUAAGCUGAGCACCACAUUUGGUUCAAACUGCCAGUUUAAUUUUUUUUUGUCAGCCAGAAACUUCAUUAAUUAUGUUUUUUCUUCUAAAUCAAAUCCAAACCACCUCUGAAGGUGGUUUGAAAUUCCAUCUGUUUUUGCAUUCAUUCACAAUGAGACAAACAAUGAUUUCUUCAAAUACUGAGUGAUGGAAAUGCAAUUUGAUUGAUUUAUUGAAUGAUGAUGUUUCAUCCAGUAUGUGGGGACCAUCAUUAUAUUUGACUCCAGCCAUGGGAAGUUCCCAGUUGAUGAUAAUCUAUAAUGUGGUAAUCUCAGGCUCUCUCUGGGAUUUGUACACUACUGGGUCAGCAUGAUGUCUUUAAAUCCCUGUUCUGCUGUGUUUAUGGUUUAUUUCUGUGAAGAAAUAUGGGUGAAGAUAAUAGA
Astyanax mexicanus (Mexican tetra) is the source of this 7543-nucleotide messenger RNA. RefSeq lists its product as uncharacterized. Lineage: Eukaryota; Metazoa; Chordata; Actinopteri; Characiformes; Acestrorhamphidae. The transcript has a single exon. The record is from RefSeq and is a predicted model, not a curated record. Gene Ontology annotation, cellular component: membrane. The coding region runs from base 6261 to 7232 and encodes 323 amino acids.